Molecule: messenger RNA, 1339 nt
Organism: Gossypium arboreum
Lineage: Eukaryota; Viridiplantae; Streptophyta; Magnoliopsida; Malvales; Malvaceae
Product: rac-like GTP-binding protein 5
Exons: 7
Coding region: 411-1001 (196 amino acids)
Biological process (GO): actin filament organization; establishment or maintenance of cell polarity; regulation of cell shape
Cellular component (GO): cell cortex; plasma membrane; cytoskeleton
Molecular function (GO): protein kinase binding; GTP binding; GTPase activity
Source: RefSeq, a predicted model, not a curated record
AUGGGGUCAAUGAUGAUAAAGGAGUUCGUAUGGAGGGGUAAGCUGUCGAGAGUUUGUUAUAGGUCAGCUUUCACUUCAACGGCAUAUGUGAUUCGUGAUUUUUUUUCCUUCUUCUCUGUUCUCUUUUUUUUGCCUCAUUUUUCCCAGUUCUUCGCUUUUUCGUUUCUCUUCACUCACUGCCACUUUCCUGUCAAUCUUCCCCCUUUAGGGUUUGCUUCGCGAAGAAAAAUGAUGAUCUCAUUCUUCCUUCAACAAACAACUUUAGCUUGAAGCAAAUCUGACCAAGAAAAUCCCCAGAUUGUUAGUGAAAAACCAAAAAGAUAAAAGAAUUUCAAGAUUUGUAGAAGUAAAGGAGAAAAAGACUCGAGCUAUAGGAACGAUUGGGUAUAUUAGUGCGGCGGCGAAGGAAAAUGAGCGCCUCCAGAUUCAUAAAGUGUGUUACUGUCGGCGAUGGUGCUGUCGGCAAAACUUGCUUGCUUAUUUCCUACACCAGCAACACUUUCCCUACGGAUUAUGUCCCUACUGUUUUCGACAAUUUCAGUGCAAAUGUUGUUGUGGAUGGCAGCACUGUCAACUUAGGUUUAUGGGAUACUGCUGGUCAAGAGGAUUACAAUAGAUUGAGACCAUUAAGCUAUCGUGGGGCCGAUGUCUUUAUUCUUGCAUUUUCCCUCAUUAGCAAGGCUAGUUACGAAAAUGUUACAAAGAAGUGGAUUCCUGAAUUAAAGCAUUAUGCACCUGGUGUUCCGAUAGUUCUUGUUGGAACUAAGCUUGAUCUCCGGGAUGAUCAGCAAUUCUUUGUAGACCAUCCUGGCGCAGUGCCCAUUUCUACAGCUCAGGGUGAAGAAUUAAGGAAACAGGUAGGGUCCUCUGCCUACAUCGAGUGUAGUUCAAAAACACAGCAGAAUGUGAAGGCAGUUUUUGAUUCAGCUAUUAAGGUAGUGCUUCAGCCUCCGAAGAAAAGCAAGAAGAAAAAGGCACAUGGUGGUUGCUCAAUAUUGUGAUGGGUGGAAGAUUCAAGUCCUACAAAGAUGGAUCAACCUGCCAGCUUCUUGCUGCUUGUAUCCCUAUCGAUGUCACCUUUUAAAAUUGUAGGAAGCAGCAAGCCAUCAUUGUAUAGUGUCUGCUGACAUUCUGGGGAUUUCUGUGAAAGCUUCAAGUGGUUGUUUCUGUGUUUUUACUUAUUAUCAAUCAAUCUAUAGUUGAUGACAAGCAUUCCUUCCCUGUUAACAUGCACACGCCUUCUCUGCUUUUCUUGUUUAAGCUUCACGCAUGCAUUAACAUUUAUGCAAUGUGUAUGUAUUGUUUGAUGCCAUCGAUCAAUCGUGGAACUUAAUUCAAA